AUGAGCUCAACACAGCAGUGGCCUGCGCUUGAGUCGUGUCUGGGGGCGUUCCUGAUUGGUAUCAUUUUUCAAUCCGUAUUUUACGGAGUAGUGAGCGGUCUCGCCUUGAAUUAUUUCAGGAGAUACAGGCGGGACAGUGGUGUUUCGAUAUGGAUGAAAUUACUGGUGCUAUUAGCAUGGAUCCUGUGCUUCUUCAGUCUAAUUGUCUCUGCACAUGCCAUGUACUUCUUCGUCGUCAAAAACAUUGAUGAUAACCCUAUGGCAUUCUCGAAAGCUCCAUGGAGCGUUUGUUUGUUGAUGGCAGUCAAUGCGGUAGUGGUGGUUCUUGUGCGAUUCAUAUUCCUUUAUCGGCUGUGGCGAUUCGUCAAGGCCAAGGGGGAAUGGAACAGUGGGUGGAAAGCCUUGCUGUUACUUACCGUGCUCCUGACGCUGGUCGAUCUAUCUGGAUCUCUCGCUGUCUCGAUAAAAUUAUUCUUGACACCCGACACGGAGGAGCUCGAGCAGAUAAAAGUCAUGGUAGAAGUGGUUUUUGCCGCUGGUGUAUCGGCGGACAUCUUCCUGGUGGGAUUGCUUUGCUUUUCUCUGAACAGUUCUCGGACAGGCUUCGAGAGCACGGACUCACUCAUCAACACUUUGAUUCUAUACGCGAUAAAUAGUGGUCUUCUCCCAACCAUCGUUGCUGGUGCAGGGCUGGCAACGUUUUUGGUGUCGCCAUCUCCCCUGGUCUACAUGGCGGUCUACAACCAGAUCGCAAAUCUAUACCUAAUUUCCUUGAUCGCGUCCCUCAACCAUCGCAAGGUCGUGCGCCGACAAGUAGAGCGGCCCUUCACGGUCGACUUUAGCCCGCUCGAAGCAUGCGUGUCGGCACCCGACGUUCCUUUCACGCCGACGGGGCGCACGGACCUGGAGUGUGGGAUGCUGCAAUCCGCGGACGCCGAGUCCGAGCGAGCGUUGAUCGAUUUGGACUGUCGGACGCGACCAGGUAAAUUUGAUGAGAAGGUUGAGUCGGAACUGGUCCUCUCGGACGCAAAGGAACUUCCAUCUACGCCCGAGUCGGAGAGUAGUAGUGCUGAUAUAGGCGAGAUGAUGAUCCAAGCGUGUCGGUAUUCAUGA
Molecule: messenger RNA, 1113 nt
Organism: Sparassis crispa
Lineage: Eukaryota; Fungi; Basidiomycota; Agaricomycetes; Polyporales; Sparassidaceae
Exons: 22
Coding region: 1-1113 (370 amino acids)
Source: RefSeq, a predicted model, not a curated record